CAGGACUCCAUGUCCCAGAGUUCCCCGCGGCUCGGUGGUCCAGGGUGGACCUGUGUGAGGUGAUCCGGCCGCUCAGCAUCACUGUUUACCAGAGACACGGACCGGAGGAGCAGCACCGGAGACCUGCCCUUGGAACCGGAGAGCCGUACCGGAGAACUCGGAGUCUUGUGGCCGGCAGACGAGCGGCGUUGUUGGGCGUGCAGGCGGUGAAACUCCCGGUGCUGCGGUGUUUUGUUGUGCGGGAUGGACGCGGCGGAGGGCGGAGUGUGCGGGGUGAAGGUGAUGUGCCGCUUCAGGCCGCUGAACGACGCCGAGCGGAGCCGUGGAGACAAAGAAGUCCCGAAAUUUAACGGGGAGGACACGGUGGUGGUGACGGGGAAGCCGUAUGUGUUUGACAGAGUUCUUCCUCCGAACACGGAGCAGGUUCAGGUGUACGACGCCUGCGCCAAGCAGAUCGUCAGAGAUGUGCUGGGAGGCUACAACGGCACCAUCUUUGCUUACGGUCAGACGUCAUCAGGAAAGACUCACACCAUGGAGGGGAAGCUGCACGACCCCCGGCUGAUGGGAAUCAUCCCUCGCAUCGCCAGCGACAUCUUUGACCACAUCUACUCCAUGGACGAGAACCUGGAGUUCCACAUCAAGGUGUCCUACUUUGAGAUCUACCUGGACAAGAUCAGAGACCUGCUGGACGUGUCUAAGACCAACCUGGCAGUUCACGAGGACAAGAACCGGGUUCCCUUCGUCAAAGGCUGCACGGAGCGUUUUGUCUCCAGUCCAGAGGAGGUGAUGGACGUCAUCGACGAGGGGAAAGCAAACCGACACGUAGCUGUAACCAACAUGAAUGAACACAGCUCUCGCAGUCACAGCAUCUUCCUGAUCAACAUCAAGCAGGAGAACGUGGAGACGGAGCUGAAGCUGUCGGGGAAACUUUACCUGGUUGACCUGGCAGGUAGUGAGAAGGUGAGUAAAACAGGAGCAGAAGGUUCUGUGUUGGAUGAAGCCAAGAACAUCAACAAAUCUCUGUCGGCUCUGGGGAACGUCAUCGCCGCUCUGAGUGAAGGAACGAAAACCCACGUCCCGUACAGGGACAGUAAGAUGACCAGAAUCCUGCAGGACUCUCUGGGAGGAAACUGUCGAACCACCAUCAUCAUCUGCUGCUCACCGUCCGUUUACAACGAGGCCGAGACCAAGUCCACGCUCAUGUUUGGACAGAGAGCUAAAACCAUAAAGAACACAGUGUCUGUGAACCUGGAGCUGACCGCUGAGGAGUGGAAGAAGAAGUACGAGAAGGAGAAAGAGAAGAACAGGAGUCUGAAUAUCAUGAUCCAGAAGCUGGAGAAUGAGCUGAAGCGCUGGAGGAAAGGUGAGUCCGUACCUGUGGAGGAACAACUGAGCAGAAACAAGAAGGCCAGUGCCGAGGCGACAGCAGUGAUUGACAGCUUGGCCCCGCCCCCCGUCCCUCUGUCCAAUGAGGAGAAGACGCAGUACGAGACGCUCAUCACCGACCUGUACCAGCAGCUGGACGACAAGGACGAUGAGAUCAACCAUCACAGCCAGACGUCAGAGACGCUGAAACAGCAGCUGGUGGAGCAGGACGAGCUGCUGGCGUCCAGCCGGCAGGACUAUGAGCGACUGCAGGACGAAGUCUCCCGCCUGCAGAGGGACAGCGACUCGGCCAAAGAGGAGGUGAAGGAGGUGCUGCAGGCGCUGGAGGAGCUCGCCGUCAACUACGACCACAAGAGCCAGGAGGUGGAGAACAAGAACCGGUGCAACGAGCAGCUGAACGAAGAGCUCGCCCACAAAACGGUGAAUCUGGAGGCGGCCCAGAGGGAGCUUUUAUCUCUGCAGGACGUCAGCUCUCAUCAUAGGAAGCGUUCUGCAGAAAUCCUCGGUCUGCUGCUCAGAGACCUCAGUGAAAUCGGCAGCGUCCUCGGAACCACCGAGCUCAAAGCGAUGACGGAGGUGAGCGGUGUGAUGGAGGACGAGUUCACCACGGCUCGCCUCUACAUCAGCAAGAUGAAAUCUGAGGUGAAGUCUCUGGUGAACCGAAGCAAACAGCUGGAGCUGAGCCUGGCAGAGAACAGCUGCCGGUCCGAGGCCACCGAGAGGGAGCUGAGCACCUGCCAGCUGCUGGUGUCGCAGCUGCAGGCCAAGCUGGCGUCUCUGAGCAGCGACCUGCAGAAGAUGGAGCAGAAGAAGAGGCAGCUGGAGGAGAGUCAGGACGCCCUGAUGGAGGAGGUCGCCAAACUCACCGCCCAAGGCCAAAUGCACGAGCUGAACGUGAUGGACAAAGAGAAGGAACACAUGAGCCGACUGAAGGACGCCGUGGAGAUGAAGAGAACGCUGGAGGAACAGAUGGAGAACCACAGAGAAGUCCACCAGAAACAGCUGAGUCGACUCCGAGACGAGAUCGAGCUGAAACAGAGACACGUGGACCAGCUCAAAGAUGUGAACCAGGCUCUGCAGCUGGAGAACAGGAAGCUGCAGUCCGACUUUGACAAACUGAGAACCGAGGAUCAGAACAAAGAGCAGAAGCUCCAGAAGCUGCAGUUCCUGAACGAGAAGCGAGAACAAGCCAAAGAGGACCUGAAGGGUUUGGAGGACACUGUGGUACGUAUAGUUUUCUUAAUAUUGUUUAAUGUGUCUGUUUGUGCAGCUCUGACAGAUCUGAGAUCAGCUGAGAUCUUCUGUUUCCAACAGGCCAAAGAGCUUCAGACGCUCAACAAGCUCCGUAAACUCUUCAUCGAGGACCUCGGAACCAGAGUCAAGAACAGUUUAGAGAACGACAACGACGAGGCCGGCGGCAGUCUGGCUCAGAGACAGAGGAUCAUCUUCUUAGAAAACAACCUGGAGCAGCUCAGCAAAGUCCACAAACAGCUGGUUCGUGACAACGCAGAUCUCCGCUGUGAGCUUCCAAAGCUGGAGAAGCGUCUCCGGGCGACGGCUGAGCGGGUGAAAGUUCUGGAAACCGCCCUGAGGAACGCUAAAGAGUCGGCCAUCAGGGACCGCAAGCGCUACCAGCAGGAGGUCGACCGCAUCAAGGAGGCCGUCCGCUCCAAGAACGUCUCCAGGAGAGGACACUCGGCUCAGAUCGCUAAACCAAUCAGAGCCGGACAUCAGCACCAUCAGCAUCCGUCCUCGUCGCCGUCCGUCAGGCCGACCAUCAGAGGGGGCGGGGCAUCGUCCAGCCCACAUCACCACUACGCCCGGCAACAUCAGGCUCAGCAGCAGCAGCAGCAUCAGAGCCACAGCAAGUAGAGCUUCAGGUUGCCGACGCCUCCGGAUCAGUUUGUGUUUCUGUGGAUCUUUGAUUCUAAACUCUCCUGUUUUCACCGUUCUGCCUUUACUGGAACCAAACCCCUCAAUUCUCCACCUGAACAACCAACAAGUGCUUUGUGUUCUGAGUUCUGCUGCUCGAGUCUGUCAGAAAGAUUCACUGCAUCCAGAUUUCUGUUUCUUUCAGUUUAAUGUCAAUGUUUAAUUUCUCUGCCUUUAGUCAACAGUGAGGGAGGUUCUGAUUUAAACUCAUCACAGGUGAAAGGCAUCGGGUCGGUCCUCUAGAUAAGUGUUACUUUUUGGAGUUCUCUCUUGUUGCGUCUUUAUGAUUGCGUGUCUUGAAGGGGAAAACUGGCCUUCUUGUAGUCUCUGGGUGGUUCUUGGAAGGGCUGGAACCCCUCAAUAGUUCUCCUGGAGGAUUUCAGCAGUCACCUUAAAAUAAUGGAGGAACCUGGAGGAGGUGAUUGGGAGGAACGGCCUGCCAGAACUGAACCUGAGUGGUGUUCUGUUAUUGGACUUCUGUGCUGGUCAUGGAGUCGUCAUAAUGAAUGCCAUGUUCCAGCAUAAGGUGGCUUGUAAGUGUACUUGGUAGUGAGGAUAAACUGGGAUCUUCUGACUGAGGACCCUGUCCAUAGAGUCUUUAAUUCCCACCUCUGGAAGAGUUUCUCCUGCAUCUCGGUGGUUGGUGGGGACAUGGAAUGUGAAUGAGCCAUGCUCAAAGCCUCCAUUGUGGAAAUGUCCAUAAAGAGCUGUGGCCAGAAGGUCACUGGUUCCUUUAAUGAUGGCAUCUCAAGUCCAUACCUGUGGUAGAGGUCACCGAGGUAGUCAAGAAACUCGUCCCGAGAUGCUGAAGCUCUGGACAUUGUUAGACUGUCAUGGCUGGCAGGUCUCUUCAGUGUUGCGUGGGCAUCGGGUGCUUGUGAAGUGGCAGACCAGGGUGGUGAUUCCCAUUUUUCAAGGGGGGACCUGAGGGUGUUCUCAUUCUAUCGGAGUAUCCCAUAUCCUGAGCCUCCCAGGCAAAGUUUACUGCAGGGUGCUGGAACAGUGGACCAAUGGACCACGUCUUUACCCUGCAGAGAUGCUAAAGGGGUCACGGGAGUUCAACCAGCCAGUCCACAUGUGUUUUGUGGAAUUGUAAAAGGCCUGCUACCAUGUCCCCUGAGGGGCUCUAUGGGAGGUACUGGGGCAUUAUGGGUACUGGGGAUGUUGUCAUUGUACAAAGAAAGUGUGAGCUGCAUUCACAUUCUUGGCCAAAAGUCAAACAUGUUUCAGUUGCUGUUGGACUUCCAACCCUCAUCUGUGGUUCCGAGCUCUGGGUAGUAGCUGGGAGGAAACCCCAGAACCUACUGGAAGGAUUUUAUAUCUCAUCUGACCUGUGAUAUCACCACAGUAUCUCCUAGGAGGAAAUGGAAAGCGUAGCUAGCUGCCUUUGCGACUCAACUCAAAGUAAAUGGAUCCAUAGAUCAUUUGCUCAAAGUAAAUGGAUCGAUGGAUGGUUAGAAGUCUUGUUUUUGACUAAAUUGGUCCAAGGUUGCAUUUAUAAAUCAUCAUGUUGCCUUGAAUUCAAACACAAAUUAGAUUAAAGACUUUUUCAGUCAGACUCAGCACAGCAACAAACACGUUCAUCUCUAUCUGCCUUUCAGUCUACAUUAUGAGGAAUGUUUACACCUUUUAUUCAGGCAUCUAGCAGUUUACAGACAAAGUUAAAUGUAUCUUCACCACUGAGAGUUCAGUAAAGUUUCACAAAAAAAACACAAAAAAUCAGAGCUCAUCAAACUGUUCAACGUUUGGAAUUAUCAGAGAUUUCAGGAAGCAUUUAAGCAUUUUUACAAAAAUAUAUUAAAAUUAGAGACACAUUUGUACCUUUACUCUGAGUGUCACAUCACAGAUCAAGUACAGGUGUCAUUUUCCCAGAAAUGUCUGUAAUUUUAAGGACAUUAAGCUGGAAUUAUUAUGUAGAAUUUUUCAGACAGAGCACAAUUUAAAGUCAAAGAUCUCCUGCAGUUCAUUUAUAAUAUUUCCAAUAGAUUUUACAAACUGUUUCUAUAGAACAAGCAUUUUUUUCUCGCAUUAUCACAACUUCUCUCUCAUUAGAGAUGCAUUUUCUGGCCUUUGUUUGACAGGACGGUGUAGAAAUACAGCAGAUUAUUGUGUUCUAUAUUUACCAACAAAUGUUUACCUCUAAAUAUACUUUUCUUAUAUUCUUAACAACUUUAAUAAUUAACCAUCUUUACAAUAAUUUUCUAAGGUUUCUUGUACAACUUUCUAACUUUCACUCACGUUCAGUUUGUAAGCCAUAAAAGGGAUUUUAAUCAGCAUAAAGAAAGUUUUUUUUAUUCUUCCAAACUCACUCUGAAUGUUUUAUCUCACUGAAGUCUUUUUUUAAUGUUUAUUAAGGAGCUGUUUUUACCGUGUUGUGUUCAGGGGUGUUUCUUAAGUGUCCCUGCAGUGAAAACCAUGAUGCACUCGAAUGCAUCGCGGGUGUUUUUGUGUGUCUGUCGGCUUCCUGUGUUACGCUCUAGUGCAGCUGUUGUGUAUCCUGAGGUGAAAUACCGCUGCUGGACUUUCAUACCGACUGUCCCAAAUGUAUUAUUAUUAUUAUUAUUAAUAUUUAGUUAUUAUUAUUAUUGACAUGAUGCCGAUCGGCCAAUCAGAGCAUCGUGUUGCCUUCAGUGUUAGUCGGGAUAUUUGCAGCACAGAGUUGUGUUUAAGUGUUUAUUCGUGUAUCGAUGAAACUUGCUGUCGAUGACAAAUCUGAUUCCCAUCCUGAUUAAAGUGUUCGUGCUUCGGUUUGCUGGUGAAUCAAAUGAAAAACCUUCUGUGGAGUUUUACAAACGUGGAUCAUCAGGGUUGGUUUUGUGUUCAAGAAGAGAUUCAUAAAGACGUGAAGAAGAAGAAAGUGAUUUAUGAUCUGCCAUCAUUCUGUAAUAAACUUCAACUAAAACUC
Acanthochromis polyacanthus (spiny chromis) is the source of this 6223-nucleotide messenger RNA. RefSeq names its product kinesin heavy chain-like. Gene Ontology annotation, molecular function: microtubule binding; microtubule motor activity; ATP binding. Lineage: Eukaryota; Metazoa; Chordata; Actinopteri; Pomacentridae. The transcript is spliced from 25 exons. The record is from RefSeq and is a predicted model, not a curated record. The coding region runs from base 244 to 3258 and encodes 1004 amino acids. Gene Ontology annotation, biological process: microtubule-based movement.